Messenger RNA from Formica exsecta, 2403 nucleotides. RefSeq names its product adenylosuccinate synthetase (gene Adss). Gene Ontology annotation, biological process: IMP metabolic process; 'de novo' AMP biosynthetic process. Gene Ontology annotation, cellular component: cytoplasm. Gene Ontology annotation, molecular function: adenylosuccinate synthase activity; GTP binding. The transcript is spliced from 6 exons. Lineage: Eukaryota; Metazoa; Arthropoda; Insecta; Hymenoptera; Formicidae. The record is from RefSeq and is a predicted model, not a curated record. Bases 235 to 1581 code for a protein of 448 amino acids.
CGCGGGAGAGGAGAGGAGAGGAAUACGGGGGAAGGGGAGUGGAGAGUGUCGGGGAGAUCAAAAGCGGCGACUCGCCCCGAAUCGUUCCGGCCGAUUUCUGUCGCGUCAGCUGUUUCCCGGCGAGGUGGUAGGAAGCAGGACGGAACUUGUUCGCGAAGGAUCGCGUUUUCCGCGGGAACACCGGCGCGGACGGAUCAUCCUCGCAAUCGUAGACAUCCCAGUGUAUACCCGAGGAUGCAGCAGGCGAACGGCAAUGGUGCCCCGGUCUCGCCGAGGAAGAAACAGCGGACGUCCACGGGCGGCGGUUCUAUAUCGAAGGUCACGGUAGUUCUUGGCGCGCAAUGGGGCGACGAGGGCAAGGGAAAGGUCGUGGACAUGCUGGCGAUGGACGCUGACGUCGUUUGCAGGUGUCAGGGAGGAAAUAAUGCAGGGCAUACUGUAGUUGUAGAAGGUGCCGAAUUCGACUUUCAUCUUCUGCCUAGUGGAAUAAUCAAUCCCAGAUGCAAAUCCGUUAUAGGAAAUGGAGUAGUAAUUCAUCUACCUGGUCUAUUUGAUGAAUUGGAAAAGAACGAGUCUAAAGGACUAAAGAACUGGGAGGACAGGCUUAUAAUAUCAGAUCGGGCGCAUUUAGUGUUUGAUUUUCACCAACAGGUCGAUGGAUUGCAAGAACUGGAGAAAGGUACGCAGUCAUUGGGAACUACGAAGAAAGGUAUAGGACCGACGUAUUCGAGCAAAGCCGCGAGGAAUGGGCUCAGAAUCGGAGAUCUUCUCGGCGACUUUGAUAAGUUCUCCCAGAAAUUUAACACUUUAGUUACGUCGUAUCAAAAAAUGUUUCCUGCCUUGCAUGUCGAUGUUAAAGCCGAAUUGGAACGUUACAAGGAAUACUCCGAACGUAUAAGGCCGUACGUGAAGGAAACAGUGCAAUAUUUGCACCAGGCUUUAAAGGAUGGUAAAAAGGUUUUAGUGGAGGGUGCUAACGCAGCAAUGUUGGAUAUUGAUUUUGGAACUUACCCAUAUGUAACAAGCUCGAACUGUAGCAUCGGCGGGGUAUUGACCGGUCUUGGUCUACCUCCUAGCACAAUCGGAGAGAUUAUCGGUGUUGUAAAAGCCUAUACUACCAGAGUCGGUGAUGGGCCAUUUCCCACAGAACUUUUAGAUUCCACCGGAGAGUUAUUGCAGGAAAGAGGUCACGAAAUCGGCGUAACCACAAAGCGAAAGAGACGGUGCGGGUGGCUCGAUUUGCCCUUGCUGAAAUUUACGACGCUAGUUAAUGGGUAUACAUCUAUAUGCUUAACAAAACUUGAUAUCUUGGAUACAUUACCAGAAAUAAAAGUAUGUGUUGGAUAUCAAUUAAAUGGAAAGGAUAUAGAUUAUUUUCCAGGCAGUUCUUGUGAACUAGCAAAAGUUGAAGCUGUGUAUAAGACAGUCGAAGGUUGGCAAUCCGCUAUCGAAGGUGUACGCUCCUUUGAUAAAUUGCCACCUAAUGCACAUAAAUACAUACAAAUCAUAGAGGAAUACUUAGAUAUACCAGUCAAAUGGAUUGGCGUAGGAGCAGGACGAGAAAGUGUAAUUGCCCUUUGACGAUACACGGUCUGCAAAAUAUUACUUAAAUGCACGGCAUUAAAUGUAUUAUUAAUUUUAAUUUUACCUGUAAUAUUUGCAAUGCAAAGCUGAUGAGCGCACAGGCAAAAUGUACUUUAACAAUAAGUUUUCAAUGAAUGUAGUAUUCUUGAAUGCAUAUAUAACAUUGUAUAAUUGUGUAACAAUGUGAGUGUGUAGUCAUUUUGUAGUCGUAUCUAACAAACAAGCCGAAGAUUAUUAGAAAUGUUUGUUGUUAUCGUCUAUUUUAAGUAGAUUCUGUUAUAUAUAUAUAAAAUUAAAGUAUAUUUAUUUUUCAUCAAUUACUAUCUUUAAUUGCGUUAGCUCUAUGUGCUGUAUGGAACAAUAAUUUACCAAAUGCGAAAUUCGAUGAUAUGCCGGCGUGUUCUUGUCAACAAAGGGAUAUGCAAAGUAAAAUAUGAUACAUCUAUUUUUCAAAAAAAUUCCAAUUCUUUUUUCACAGAUUUGAAAGAUUGGAUGUCAAUCUGUCACGCAAUUUUAAUCUCCAAUUAUAUCUGUAAAUAUUAUAUUUUAAUAACAUAUGCUAUGUAUAUUGUAUACACGAUUAUCAUAGCUUAUAAAUAUAUGUAUAUCAUGAUAAUUAAAGUAUAGCUUGAAAUUGCGAUUUAUUUCUCAGAUAUGUCACGCAUUGGCAGCAUCUACCAGUAGACAUAACCUUGUCAUCGUCUAAUACUGGAAAUGUAUUUUAUCUCCAUAAAGUAGAAAAAAUGUGAUACUUAAACCAUUAUUUAGACAUCUCUGUAUUUAAUGAAUUUACUGCAAUAAAUGAUAAAUAUUUGUCAU